AUAGUAUAAUAUUUUUGUACUCUGCCAUUUACUUAGAUGAACAGCUCGACUGCGACCGUUUACGCCGUCGUUGGUGGUGGUUUCUACCUCAUAAACCAUAAUAUCGUAGCUUGAACCUCACCCCACCAACCCAAUUUGUAUUGUUAACAAAAAAAAAAGUAAAAGUCAAAUAGUCUCUGCUUUUUAUCGUGCGGUACUAUUAAAAGAGCUGCCUUUAUUCGCUUUUUUUUGUGUCUCUUCUCUUUUUCGUUUUCACUUUGCAAAGCGUUGCAGCUAUCCAGAAUUGACCUUACAAAGAGAGAACAAAAAAGAGGGAUGAGAGACAUGUAUGUGGUCCCACCUCCUCCUGAUCCGACUGCGGGAACUACGGUGGACGCUGCUGUUACUGGUGACGAUGGGGAGGAUCAGCUCAGGACUUACCAGGCAUGGAAAGGCAGUAAUACUUUCUUGCUUCAGGGGAGGCUUAUUUUUGGACCAGAUGCGAGAUCUCUUCUGCUAACCAUAUUUCUUAUUGUGGCUCCUGCCGCUAUUUUCUGUGUCUUUGUAGCAAGAAAGCUGACAGAUGAUUUUUCUCAUCACUUGGGAAUAUCAAUAUUAGUCGUUGCUAUCGUUCUGACAUUACUAGAUUUAACCCUUCUUCUACUAACGUCAGCAAGAGAUCCUGGUAUAAUACCUCGUAAUGCUCAUCCUCCAGAGCCAGAAGGUUAUGACUGGCAAACUCCACUUACUCCUGGCCAAACCCCACCUUUUCGUUUGCCACGCACAAAGGAUGUUAUCAUCAAUGGGAUGACUGUGAAGACCAAGUACUGCGAUACCUGCAUGCUUUAUAGGCCACCACGCUGCUCUCACUGUUCCAUAUGCAAUAACUGUGUGGAAAGAUUUGAUCAUCACUGCCCAUGGGUUGGUCAGUGCAUUGGAUUGCGGAACUACCGGUUCUUCUUCAUGUUUGUUUUCACCGCAACAAUUCUUUGCAUAUAUGUACAUGCAUUUUGCUGGGUCUACAUUACAAGGAUCAUGAAUAGUGAGGAGACAUCAAUUUGGAAAGCAAUGUCCAAAGCUCCUGCUUCUAUUGCACUAGUAGUUUACACCUUUAUUUCAGUUUGGUUUGUUGGUGGUCUUACUGUGUUCCAUUCAUAUCUCAUCAGUAAAAACCAGUCUACUUAUGAGAACUUUAGAUACCGGUAUGAUGGGCUAGCCAACCCAUUUGACAAAGGUUUGAUUGAGAACUUCAUGGAGAUAUUUUGCUCUAGCAUUCAUCCAUCUAAGAACAAUUUCAGGGCGAAAGUUCCAAAGGAAAACACCAUUCCACCUAGAAUGGUAGCUAGUAGUUUUGUCAGUUCAGGGGUGGGAAAAUCUGCUGGUGAUGUAGAGAUGGGGAGGAAGCCAGUCUGGGAUGAGGCUGCAGGAGAUGCGGAUGAUUAUGAUGGAACAAUAAGAAAUGAUGACAGUCUACAUGAGGAUCGUGGAUUGACUGAUGUCUCACCAGAUUUAAGCAGGAUCCUUCCCCCACAGGGUAUGGAAGGGCGUAGCGUCAUGCAUUCCAGACGAUCAAGUUUGGGGAGAAAAAGUGGCAGUUGGGAUAUUUCACCAGAUCUUGCUUCAGCAGCUGGAAUGGGGGAAUCAGAGCGGACGGCUUGUGGCAUUGGUGACAACUUGACAUCAGAUGCUCAGCAGUCCAAGAGGCAUACAAAGUUGUAAACUGAAAAGAAUGAUUGUACAGAACAAGGAAGGAAAAAAAGAAAAAAGAAAGAUAUGUUUCUAUCGUAUUGGUUGGCCGUUAUUGCUCUUGGUCCCUCACGUUAUCGACCUUUUCCCCCAUGUAUAAUGAUCUGUUUCAAUGGGUUUUUACGGUUUUAGGCCGUUGUAAUUUUUCCAAAACCAGUUGUGCCACCAUAAAUCUUUAAUUUUUUGGUGAGUAGAAGUGAUUGCUAUAUAUUUUAUGUUUUGCAA
This is a messenger RNA of Populus nigra (black poplar), 1950 nucleotides long. RefSeq names its product probable protein S-acyltransferase 7. Gene Ontology annotation, biological process: peptidyl-L-cysteine S-palmitoylation; protein targeting to membrane. Gene Ontology annotation, molecular function: protein-cysteine S-palmitoyltransferase activity. The record is from RefSeq and is a predicted model, not a curated record. The coding region runs from base 316 to 1698 and encodes 460 amino acids. Gene Ontology annotation, cellular component: Golgi apparatus; endoplasmic reticulum. Lineage: Eukaryota; Viridiplantae; Streptophyta; Magnoliopsida; Malpighiales; Salicaceae. The transcript has 5 exons.